AUGGAUUCCUUGAGUGCCGCUCAAAUCCGCCAGAAGUUUAUUGACUUCUUCAACCGCUAUGAGCACCAGUAUGUGCACUCUUCUUCCACCAUCCCACUGGAUGACCCCACACUGCUCUUUGCCAAUGCUGGCAUGAACCAGUUCAAGCCCAUCUUUCUGAACACAAUUGAUCCAUCCCACCCCAUGGCAAGGCUUCGCCGCGCAGCCAACACCCAAAAGUGUAUCCGUGCAGGAGGAAAGCACAAUGAUCUGGAUGAUGUGGGCAAAGACGUUUACCACCACACCUUCUUCGAGAUGUUGGGGUCAUGGUCCUUCGGGGACUACUUCAAGCAACUGGCCUGCAAGAUGGCCCUGGAGCUGCUGACGGAGGAGUUUGGCAUUUCAAUUGACCGCCUGUACGUCACCUACUUCGGUGGCAACGACGAUGCGGGCCUGGAGGCGGACUUGGAGUGCAAAGAAAUCUGGAUGGCGCUUGGGAUGGAUGAAGCGCGGAUCCUACCAGGUAGUAUGAAGGAUAACUUCUGGGAGAUGGGAGACACAGGCCCCUGCGGUCCUUGCAGCGAAAUCCACUACGACCGUAUUGGAGGAAGAGAUGCCGCCCAUUUGGUGAACAUGGAUGACCCCAACGUACUGGAAGUCUGGAACCUGGUGUUCAUCCAGUUCAACAGGGAGUCCGAGACAGUGCUGAAACCGCUACCGAAGAAGAGCAUCGACACUGGAAUGGGUUUGGAACGCUUGGUGUCGGUACUGCAGAACAAGAUGUCCAAUUACGACACUGAUCUGUUCAUCCCAUACUUUGAAGCGAUUCAGAAGGGUACUGGUGCCCGGCCAUACACUGGCAAAGUAGGCGCCGAGGAUGCCGACGGUGUCGACAUGGCCUACCGUGUCCUGGCUGAUCACGCUCGCACCAUCACCAUUGCGCUUUCGGAUGGUGGGCGGCCUGACAACACUGGAAGGGGGUAUGUUUUGCGAAGAAUUCUGCGUCGUGCGGUUCGAUAUUCCCAUGAGAAGUUAGGUGCUCAGAAAGGGUUUUUUGCAUCAUUGGUCGAUGUGGUCGUCAAUUCUCUGGGUGAAGCAUUUCCUGAAUUGAAGAAAGACCCAGAAAUUGUCAAGGACAUCAUAAAUGAGGAAGAAGCACAGUUCCUCAAAACCCUCAGCAGGGGGCGACGUAUCCUUGACAGGAAGAUCAUGAGUAUGGGUGACAGUAAAACCAUUCCAGGCGACACAGCAUGGCUGUUGUAUGACACGUACGGCUUCCCUCUGGACUUGACAUCGCUGAUUGCAGAGGAGAAAGGCAUGCAGGUGGAUUUAGCUUCCUUUGAGGAGGAAAAGAAAGCUGCGCAGUUAAAGUCCCAAGGUAAAGGAGCAGGAGACGUGGACCACAUCAUGUUGGACAUCUAUGCUAUUGAAGAGCUGAGAAAUAAGAACAUCCCCGCCACAGACGAUUCUCCCAAAUACAAAUACACCUCAGAUGAAAACGGCACCUACAAGUUCCAACAGGCAUCUGCCACCGUAUUGGCCCUGCGUCACGACCGCGCUUUCUGCGAACAAGUGACCACAGGACAGAAGUGUGGUGUGCUGCUGGAUCAGACGUCUUUCUAUGCAGAGCAGGGCGGACAGACAUUUGAUGAAGGCUACAUACUUCGAGAAGAUGAUAACACAGAGGAUCGAAUGGAGUUUUCGGUGAAGAACACACAGGUUAGAGGAGGUUACGUCCUCCACGUGGGCACCGUUUACGGAACAAUGAAGGUCGGAGACCGUGUCACCUUACAUGUAGACGAGGCUCGCCGCAGGCCCAUCAUGAGCAACCAUACAGCUACGCACAUCCUCAACUUUGCUCUUAGGGGAGUUUUGGGCGAGGCAGACCAAAGGGGCUCCUUGGUGGCGUCGGACCGACUUCGGUUUGACUUCACUGCUAAAGGCGCCCUUAGCACGGGGGAGGUCCGUCGGACCGAAGAGAUUGCUUGCGCUAUGAUAAGAGAUGCCAAGCCCGUUUACGCCCUUGAAGCCUCCUUGGCACAAGCCAAGGCUAUUCAGGGUCUGCGUGCAGUGUUUGAUGAGACGUACCCCGACCCGGUGAGGGUUGUGUCCAUCGGCGUUCCGGUUCAGGACUUGCUGGAUGACCCCAACAGUGCCGCUGGUUCCCUUACCUCCAUUGAGUUUUGUGGUGGAACCCAUCUGCAGAACUCUGCUCAUGCUGCGCCGUUUGUCAUCGUCUCAGAAGAGGCCAUCGCUAAGGGCAUCCGUCGCAUUGUUGCGGUGACGGGAAGCGAGGCCCAGAAGGCUCAGAGGAAAGCCGACACACUGAAGCAAGCUCUAGGUUCCCUCGCAGACAAAGUGAAGCAGCAGACAGUACCCAACAAGGACGUCCAGAAAGAUAUUGCAGACAUGACAGAGUCGAUAGGCACUGCAGUGAUCUCCCAGUGGCGAAAGGAUGAAAUGAGGGAGAGCCUGAAGGGGCUAAAGAAGACCAUGGAUGACCUGGACCGUUCUUACAAGGCGGACAUUCAGAAGAGAGUUCUGGAAAAGACCAAGGAGGUGAUCAAAAGUAGCCCCAAUCAAGCGCUGCUAGUCAUGGCCAUGGAGACCGGUGCCUCAGCCAAGGCUCUCAAUGAGUGCCUGAAAGUGCUGAAGUCAAACUCCCCUGAAACCGCCGCCAUGCUCUUUGCCGUGGACCCCGAUGCCGGCAAGGUCAUCUGCUUGUGUGAAGUCCCUCAGGAGAAAGCUAAUCGAGGCCUGAAGGCAAGCGAGUGGGUUCAGGAGUUGUGUCCCCUGAUGGACGGCAAAGGGGGCGGCAAGGACAUGUCCGCACAAGCCGCUGGGCGCAACACGCAGUGUCUAGAGGAGGCGCUACAAAUGGCCAAGCAGUUUGCAACUCUCAAAUUGGGAGAAAAUUAA
Molecule: messenger RNA, 2898 nt
Organism: Nerophis lumbriciformis (worm pipefish)
Lineage: Eukaryota; Metazoa; Chordata; Actinopteri; Syngnathiformes; Syngnathidae
Source: RefSeq, a predicted model, not a curated record